CGACCAACGAAGCCCACGGCGAUACGCCGUGCGCGUCCACGUCCACGCACCGUGCGCGUCACCCUUCCUGCGGAAUUCACUACAGUCGCCCUACGAGACUCCCAUUAGGAACAUAAUGAACAACAAAUUUGAUGCUUUGAAAGAUGAUGACAGCGGUGACCACGAACAGGACCAAGGCUCACCGAAAGACGGUGAGAAGGAAAGAAUUGAAGACGAUAACAAGGACCAGAACGUUAUAAGGAAGAAGACGGUGAUUCCAGGGGCGGGUGAGCACCCUCUUCAGUAUAAUUACACAUUUUGGUACUCCAGAAGGAACCCGGGGAGACCGGCUAGCACUCAGAGCUACGAGCAGAACAUUAGACAGAUUGGUAGCUUUGCCUCGGUGGAGCAGUUCUGGCGUUUUUACAGUCACAUGAUUCGACCAGGAGACCUAACGGGCCACAGUGACUUCCAUCUCUUCAAAGAAGGCAUCAAACCCAUGUGGGAGGAUGAUGCCAACAAGAUGGGCGGCAAGUGGAUCAUCCGUUUGCGGAAAGGCCUGGCGUCCCGCUGCUGGGAAAACCUGAUCCUGGCUAUUCUGGGUGAGCAGUUCAUGGUUGGCGAGGAAAUCUGCGGCGCCGUCGUGUCGGUCCGCUUUCAGGAGGACAUCAUCUCCAUCUGGAACAAAACAGCUAGCGACCGAUCCACCACGUCCCGCAUCAGAGAUACGCUCCGACGGGUCCUCAACUUGCCCCCCAACACCAUCAUGGACUACAAGACACACACGGACAGCAUUAAGUAUAGCAUGGGAAGACUUCCAUGGUCUGGUGAAUGCUAGCGGCGGACGUUAGCCCUCCUGCCACCUCACACCUCUACAAGGUGUGUUUUUAUAUCACGUCGCUGUGGUGGAUGGAGAGGGCGGAUCAUGUGUCCGGGUGGGGAGGAGGAAACCCGCUGCGUGGAUUGACCGAGCGAAGGCCGGCAACAAAUGACGGGAAAGAGCACUCCUUCUUUGGCUCCGCUUGGGUGCGACCAGAAAGCCCUUUGAACAGAAGAGAGAAACAACGGAUGUCUCAGACUGGUUUUUUUUUUUUCAAAUCUUUUUUUCUAGCAAGUUGAAGUUUAGCGGACUGUUGUUCGGCUAUUUGCUCAAAAGCUGUUGACAAAAAGUGUUCUUGGCUGAAUUCAUCAACCCUUUUCUAAUUGUUCACGUCACAUGACUUCCUCGACCGCUCUCGGGACUCAAACAGGGUUUGUGGUCGAAGUUCUUGUAAUACUGUGCUGUGUUUUAACUGCAAUUCUUCUGUCCAACUUGACUUUCUACUGUUAUCAUUUAUCUGUAAAGACAGAUUGCUGAAGAUUGAAUCAGCCAGGAUUCUCCUUCUCUGACCUGGAAGUAGAAUUCCAAAAAGAGAGGAAAAGGCACACUUACACAUACUCGGAAUCUUACGAAUGGACUGCUACGCUGUUCUCAACUAGUCCAAGGAAAUGGGCUGUGCUUUAAUGCCGUCAAGCAUUUACAAUACGGACAUUUUCUGCUUUUAUCAUUUUAUAUCCAUGAGUGUGAUGAAUCCACUGAAGUUUUCUUUUUUCCAAUUUUUCUAUUGGGAAAACUGUAACGCCACCUUUGUUUGGUGGUGACGAUUGGGGAAGAUGCAAGUUGGAUGUACGUUAAAUGGAUGAAAAGCAAUAAAUAUGCAGCUGCUGCUAAUAAAGCGU
This is a messenger RNA of Syngnathus acus (greater pipefish), 1698 nucleotides long. It is a transcript of the gene eif4e2, whose product is annotated as eukaryotic translation initiation factor 4E family member 2. The record is from RefSeq and is a predicted model, not a curated record. Gene Ontology annotation, molecular function: RNA 7-methylguanosine cap binding; translation initiation factor activity. The transcript is spliced from 7 exons. The coding region runs from base 116 to 817 and encodes 233 amino acids. Lineage: Eukaryota; Metazoa; Chordata; Actinopteri; Syngnathiformes; Syngnathidae. Gene Ontology annotation, biological process: translational initiation. Gene Ontology annotation, cellular component: eukaryotic translation initiation factor 4F complex; cytoplasm.